Molecule: messenger RNA, 171 nt
Organism: Echinops telfairi (small Madagascar hedgehog)
Lineage: Eukaryota; Metazoa; Chordata; Mammalia; Afrosoricida; Tenrecidae
Gene: MRLN
Product: myoregulin
Exons: 2
Coding region: 40-171 (43 amino acids)
Source: RefSeq, a predicted model, not a curated record
AGACGACCUGCGAUUAGGUCAGGGAGAAGCAUUCUGGACAUGCCAUGUAGAAACUGGAUAUUAAUUUCUACUACUACUACAGAAGAUGAAAUUAUGGGGAAAUUUCUAAAAAUUUUGUUGAUUAUCUUUGUCGAUUUAAUGUCUAUUAUAUAUGUUGUUAUAACUUCUUAG